UUAUAUCCCAGUGCAGGGUGUGGUUUCCUCACACAAACUCUCAGAGCUAUUAGACGCAUUCAGAGGAGAGCAAACCAAUACUGUUAGUACUAUGAGCAGUUUUGGGUACAGAAAGGAGCUUCAUAAAUACGAAGAUGUGGAUGAGGAUGAACUUUUGGCCACCCUCACCAACGAAGAGCUACAGGAACUGGAAAGAGAAAUGGCUGACAUCGAUCCAGAUGAAAACACUCCCAUUGGACUGAGGCAGAGGGAUCAAACGGCCAAGCAGCCGACAGGAACUUUCUGCAGGGAAGCUCUGCUGAAGCACUGGCAGAAUGACACUCACAAACUGCUCGAGACGGAAAGGUCAGAAUAUGUCCAUCAACAGGAGAACAUGGAUGAGAGCCAGACAGAUAAGAGUGAAGAGGAAUGUUUAAGUGAGAGUGACACUGAGGCCUCUCCAGGGACACAGAGUCUUCUCAACAACCAAGAGGAGGAGGAACCACAAAAUAAAAGACAUGGAAAUUUAAAAAAAGUGAAGAACUGCAACCAGAUGUUUAUCAAGUCAUCUCAACCAGACUGCAGGAAUACGGGCAGCAACGGCAACUGCAGAGGCAAACUCGGCAGGACAAGAAGAGACAUCCGUCAAGUAGACUCAAACUUUAAUGUGAUCCCAGAGGGAGCGAGCAAGAAUUCCACUGAUACUGAUGGGAUCCUGGAGAAGAUCCUGAAGAAUGAUGAAUCUGUGAGUGAGGUCAACCUGAAUAACAUUGACAACAUUUCCCAGCAGAUGCUGAUUAGUUUUGCGGAGGCUUUGACCUCCAACACGCAUGUUCGGGUCUUCAGCCUUGCCAACACCCACGCAGAUGACCAGGUAGCCUUUGCCUUGGCCAACACCAUAAAGAAGAACUACUACAUCACCAGCCUUAACAUUGAAUCCAACUUUAUCUCAGGAAGAGGAAUCUUGGCCUUGCUCAGGUCUCUCCAGCAGAACACCAGCCUUGUAGAGCUCCGCUUCCACAACCAGCGGCACAUCUGUGGAGGCCAGGUGGAGAUGGAGAUGGUAAAUCUUCUAAGAGAGAACACCACCCUACUAAAGCUGGGAUACCAGUUUGACCUGCCAGGCCCCAGGAUGAGUGCAACCAGCAUCCUGACCCGCAACCAGGACCGCCAGAGACAAACACGACUGCAGUUACGAAGACAGUCAGAAAAGACAGAAGAAACAAUAGAUCAAACAAGUCAUACUAUAAAAAAUGGAACUUCAAACCCCCAAAACACACCUGACAAGAGAUUGGUCACAUCUUCCCAAGGGCAGGAGCGCAAUUCCCUUCCUAAACCUAAACCACAGCUAGCCCACGUGCAAAAAGAGAAGAAUGUGCCCAGCAGAAAGAUUGCUGAAAUAGUAAAAUCACAGGAGGAGAUCACAGCAGAUAAUCAAGGCCAAAACAAACAAAACACAAAGAUGUGGAACCAGACAAAGGAAAGAGAGAGUGGAGAUCUCUACAAGGAUGUGAAACAUGCACUAAAACCACCAUCCAGGAAAAACCAGGAAGACAGAAAUGGUCAGCGGUCAGUACACGGUGAUCUCAUGGCAGCAAUCCGUAGCAGCCGCAUGACAACACUCACAAAGGUUAAAGUCCUACAUCAGUGUUCAUGAUGCAACAUUAGCAAGACGCUCAACAAAGAUGGUCUCUCACACACAAACUCGUUUUCAGUGGCAUUGAAUAUAAAUUACAUUAAGACUAAUCUUUUUUUUUAAUCAAUGAAAAAGUGUAAUGUUUAAAUAUUUUGCUGCACCUUCUUUGGUGAUCCUAAAAAUAACACUAGUGCAUACAUUUCUUUGAAUACUGGGACUCGAUUAUAACAGAACUACGGCAUUAGGCCACUGCAGAUUUGGAAGAAGCCAGGUAUAUGGCAUAUGGAAGGUCAUUUUCAAUAAUAGUGGAAAAGAUGAAAAAUAAUGAGUGAACAAUAACUCACGCCACCUGACACAUUAAGCCUGUUGAUUUUUUUGCAUUUUGUGGCCUGGAUGUACUUAUAUAAUGAGCAAUUUCAAAGUUUUAUGUUUAUCAAAGACAUAUUAACAAGAUGCAAAACUCCAAAUGAGAUUUUUAGAACAUUUCUAUUGGUCUAUUCGUGAAAUGUCCACACAAUGUAAAGAGUAGCUGUUGUGCUGAAAUGAUGUACAAACAAUGGAGAUACAUGGUUUUGAUAUAAUUUUCUACUUGACACAAUCAACUUCAAGGCACCACAAAUGACUGAGAAAAUGAACCAAUAUUAUCAUUUAUUUAAGUAUACAAUUUAAUGUUUUCAUUCCACAUUCCAACCCAUUUGUAAGGUUUGAAGUCAGUUUUAUCGUUUUAAUGCAGCACAAUCCUUGAAGGACAGCGAAACUCAAACACUGUUAAAACAGCAUUAAUUGCUACACAGAGGUUCUUACCUUGGGUUUACCUUGCAUGUAGUUGUCAGUCAAGCAUUGGCUUUUUAAAAGCUUCUAGUAAAUGGUUUAAAUUCAUUGAAUGCUUUGUGUAGUGCUUUAUUCAUGAUAUGACUUUAAUAAAAACCUGUUAUUGGGGAAUGAUCACCAUGACGAUCACUAUGAUUCAGUGAUGACCAUAUCCAGAAGCAAGCUGCAUUCACAACUUUGCCAGGUUCAAACUACAGCGUUAUCUUUUUCAAUAUCAUAAAGCAAGAAAUGAAAAAAAAAAACCUCAAAACUGUCUAUUGUGUGACGUGCAGUCUAAGUGAAACCUUAUCCUUGCAAGAAGAAUCACAGGGAAUAACUGGUGAGAAUGCAACAAAUGUAGUGUCGUCUUGUAGUGACCUUCAUUUUGACAUCCGUGCAAAACAGAACAACUGUAGUAUAUCAGCCUAGUGUACAUUUACAUAGUAACGAUACAGAAGUGGGUGGGUGGGUGGAGGGAUUAAAUAUUCUGAUAGAAGAACCUCUUACCAAAACGUAGAGUGCUAAACUAGGAUUUGAAUAAGAAAAUCGAAGGUACAGAAAAGUAGGGUAUGAAAAUAGCGUUUUCAAUCAUUAAUCAACAAUUAACAAGAACGUAGAGGAUCCUGUCCAUCUCCCUUUCCUCAUCAACGAGGGAACAAAAACAUUCAAAUCAACAAGUCAAGAAAACCCAUCCUGGCUUUAAACUUCACAUGGUUAUUCCAGGAGAUUACUUUACAUAGGAUACAUGACAAUACUUUACAGAUUAUAUGAGGUAUUGCACAAAUUAUUAAAAAAAAAAAGGCAACAAAAAUAUACAGCGAUUUGAAAGAA
This is a messenger RNA of Colossoma macropomum (tambaqui), 3256 nucleotides long. RefSeq names its product leiomodin 2 (cardiac) a (gene lmod2a). The coding region runs from base 92 to 1636 and encodes 514 amino acids. Gene Ontology annotation, molecular function: tropomyosin binding. Lineage: Eukaryota; Metazoa; Chordata; Actinopteri; Characiformes; Serrasalmidae. Gene Ontology annotation, biological process: myofibril assembly; pointed-end actin filament capping; muscle contraction. The transcript has 3 exons. The record is from RefSeq and is a predicted model, not a curated record. Gene Ontology annotation, cellular component: myofibril; striated muscle thin filament.